Messenger RNA from Labrus mixtus (cuckoo wrasse), 6616 nucleotides. Its product is annotated as NACHT, LRR and PYD domains-containing protein 12-like. The record is from RefSeq and is a predicted model, not a curated record. NCBI's taxonomy places the organism in Eukaryota, Metazoa, Chordata, Actinopteri, Labriformes, Labridae. Gene Ontology annotation, molecular function: protein binding. The transcript is spliced from 13 exons. The coding region runs from base 99 to 3884 and encodes 1261 amino acids.
UGGGCGCGGUAGUCAAACCAGUCAAACCUGUUAAGAAUACUUUCACUUUCUCCCGUCUUUGUUCCAGUCGUCCUCCUGACACGUCGGCGAUCAGCAUCAUGGACAGGAUCGACCAACAGAGACCGGACUCUCCUGGUCCGAGCGGUCUGUCCAUGAAGAGUGACUUCUCCAUGGGUCAUCCUAUCUCUUUCAAAGGUGGACGCCAUUUUCCUGAAGAAAAGAUCGACCAACAGAGACCGGACUCUCCUGGACCGAGCGGUCUGUCCAUGAAGAGUGACUUCUCCAUGGGUCAUCCUAUCUCUUUCAAAGGUGGACGCCAUUCUCCUGAAGAAAAAGUGGAUCAAGAGACAACAGAGAUUCCUACCCGUCAUUCUGCUCAGCAUCAAACACACCUGGACUCCAUAUUUACGGUUCUGGAGGAGAACAUAGUCCGGUUUGUGAAGAAUGAGCUAAAGAAGUUUAAGGUUAUCCUAAAAGCAGAUAACCCAGAAUGCUUGGGCAGGCGGAGCGAAGAAGAGGAGGUGUUGAGUGGUGAGGAUGCAGAGCUGAUGAAGAUCAGUAGAGAAGCUUUCCUGAAGAUCACACAACACUUCCUGAAGAGGAUGAAGGAGGAUGAGCUGGCUGACUGUCUGCAGAGCAAAACUCUGGCAUUUUGUCAGGCCAAACUCAAAUCCAAUCUACAGAUGAGGUUCCAGUAUGUGUUUGAGGGGAUUGCUAAAGCAGGAAACCGGACCCUUCUGAACCAGAUCUACACAGAGCUCUACAUCACAGAGGGAGGGACUGGAGAGGUCAACGAUAAACAUGAGGUCAGACAGAUUGAAAAAGCAUCCAGGAAACCAGGCGGACCAGAAACAACCAUCAGACAAGAAGACAUCUUUAAAGCCAAUGAACCAAUCAGAACAGUGAUGACCAAGGGAGUGGCUGGCAUCGGGAAAACAGUCUUAACACAGAAGUUCACUCUGGACUGGGCUGAAGACAAAGCCAACCAGGACAUACAGUUCACAUUUCCAUUCACUUUCAGAGAGCUGAAUGUGCUGAAAGAGAAAAAGUUCAGCUUGGUGGAACUUGUUCAUCACUUCUUUCCUGAAACAAAAGAAGCAGGAAUCUUCAGGUUCGAAGAGUUCCAGGUUGUGUUCAUCUUUGAUGGUCUGGAUGAGUGUCGACUUCCUCUGGACUUCCAACACAACAAGACCCUGACUGAUGUCACAGAGUCCACCUCAGUGGAUGUGUUGCUGACAAACCUCAUCAGGGGGAAACUGCUUCCCCCUGCUCGCCUCUGGAUAACCACACGACCUGCAGCAGCCAAUCAGAUCCCUCCUGAGUGUGUUGACAUGGUGACAGAGGUCAGAGGGUUCACUGACCCUCAGAAGGACGAGUACUUCAGGAAGAGAUUCAGAGAUGAGGAGCAGGCCAACAGAAUCAUCUCCCACAUCAAGACAUCCAGAAGCCUCCACAUCAUGUGCCACAUCCCAGUCUUCUGCUGGAUCACUGCUACAGUUCUGGAGGAUGUGCUGAAGACCGGAGAGGGAGGAGAGAUGCCCAAGACCCUGACUGAAAUAUACAUCCACUUCCUGGUGGUUCAGUCCAAACUGAAGAAUGUCAAGUAUGAUAGUGGAGCUGCAACCGAUCAACACUGGAAUAAAAAGAAUAGGAAGAUGAUAGUCUCUCUGGGAAAACUGGCAUUUGAGCAGCUGCAGAAAGGAAACCUGAUCUUCUAUGAAUCCGACCUGAGAGAGUGUGGCAUCGAUAUCAGAGCAGCCUCAGUGUACUCAGGAGUGUUUACACAGAUCUUUAAAGAGGAGAGAGGACUGUACCAGGACAAGGUCUUCUGCUUCAUCCAUCUGAGCGUUCAGGAGUUUCUGGCUGCUCUUUAUGUCCAUCUGAUGUUCUUCAAUUCUGGGAUCAAUCUCCUGGCAGAAGGUGUAUCAACCUACCAGGUGUCUCCAGCAACAGACAAUUCUGUAGUGAAGUACUUCUACCACAGUGCUGUGGACCAGGCCUUGCAGAGUCCAAAUGGACACCUGGACCUGUUCCUUCGCUUUUUUGUUGGCCUUUCCCUGCAAGCCAAUCAGGAUCUCCUACGAGGCCUGCUCCUUCAGACAGGAUGUUUCUCAUUGACCAGUAGGCAAACAGUACAUUACAUCAAGACCAAAAUCAGAGACAAUCCCUGUCAAGAGAGUAGCAUCAAUCUGUUCCACUGUCUAAGUGAGCUGAAAGACCAUUCUCUAGUAGAAGAAAUCCAACAGUGCCUGAGUUCAGGGCGUCUUCACAUAGACAAACUGUCUCCUGCUCAGUGGUCAGCCCUGGUCUUCAUUCUGCUGUCAUCAGAAAAACAUCUGGAUGUAUUCGACCUGAAGAAAUUCUGUGCUUCAGAGAAUGCCCUUCUGAGGAUGCUGCCAGUGGUCAAAGCCUCCAAAAUAUCUCUAUUGAGUGGCUGUAAGCUAUCUGAGAGAAGCUGGGAAGCUCUGGCCACAGUUCUUAGCGCCCAGUCAACCAGUUUGCGAGAGCUGGACCUUAGUAACAACAACCUACAGGAUUCAGGUUUGAUGAAGUUGUCUUCUGGACUGGAGAGUCCGCACUGUAGGCUGGAGACUCUAAGGUUAUGCCAAACUGGCCUCACUGAGAACUGCUGCCAGGGGUUAGCUCGUGUUCUGAGUUUGGAGUUUUCUACUCUGAGAGAGCUGGACCUGAGUAACAACAACCUGCACGAUUCAGGAUUCAUUCUGCUCUGUGCUGGACUGCAAACCCCUCACUGUAAACUGGCAAAUCUACGGCUCAGGAUCUGUGAUCUGUCGGGGAGAAGCUGUGAGGCUCUAGCCCCAGUUCUUAGCUCUAGUCUGAAAGAGCUGGACCUGAGUCACAACAACCUGCAGGAUUCAGGAGUGGAGCCACUCUUUGCUGGUCUGGAGAGUCCACACUGUCAACUGGAGACUCUCAGGUUGAGUCAAACCAGCCUUACUGAGAAAAGCUGUCAGAAGCUUUCAUCCAUUCUCUGCUCCCACUUCUCUUCUUUGAGAGAACUCGACCUGAGUAAUAACGAUCUGCAGGACUCAGGAGUGACGCUGCUGUCCACUGGACUGGGGAGCGCGAACUGUAGGCUGGAAGUUCUCAGGAUGUCAGGUUGUCUGAUCACAGAAAAAGGCUGUGCUUCUCUGGCCUCAGCUCUUAGCUCCAACCCCUCCCAUCUGAGAGAGCUGGAUCUGACCUACAAUCAUCCAGGAGAGUCAGGAGUGAAGUGGCUUUUUGCUGGACUGGAGGGUCCACUCUGGAGACUGGACACACUCAGGGUGGACCAUGAUGGAGUCCAGAGAUUAAAGCCAGGUCUAAAGAAGUAUGCAUGUGAUUUGUUGCUGGACCCGAACACAGCACACACAAAGCUCCAGCUGUCCAAAGACCACAGAGAAGUGACCAUUCUGUCCAACAUGCACGGGUGUGCAGAGCAUCCAGAGAGAUUUGAUUGCUGGCCUCAGCUGCUGUGUAAAAACGCUCUGACUGGUCGUUGUUACUGGGAGGUGGAGAGGAAAGGAGCUGUGUAUGUUGGUUUGACGUACAAAGGAAUAAGAAGGAGAGGGCAAGGAGUUGACUGCAAACUGGGAGGGACCGAUCAGUCGUGGAGUCUUUACUGCUCGGAUGAGAACUUCUUUGCCUGGCACAACGACCAGAGAACAGCAGUAAGCUCCGUCCCUUCCUCCUCCUCGAAUAGAGUGGCAGUGUAUGUGGACGGUCCUGCAGGCACUCUGUCCUUCUACAGAGUCUCCUCAGACACAGUCUUCCACCUGCACACCUUCUCCUGCGUAAUCACUGAGCCUCUCUACCCAGGCUUUAGAUUUGUGUCCGGGUACAUUGAUUCCUCCGUCUCUCUGAUGCAGUCGGAGGAAAAUUAAUCACAGACAAACGCUCACACCAGAGACACACAGGAGAAAGAGGCACUAAGUUUUUUCUUGUGCGAUCAGUAGCUGUAGGGCUGUUCACACUAAGGGCACACUUACACUAGCAAAGUUGUCCCGUACCGUGCUUAAGCAUGAUUGUCCCCAUUUCCCCCGCUGGCCUGCACUCACACUGCUCCAGGACUAACCAGGCCUGAGCACGGUUACCUCUUGUACAUAACGUCGUAACACUGCACAUGCAUGGCUGUACGUAAUUAUGAAGUGUGCUUAGGUUACAAGACAGGCGAACUUGAGAAAAAAACAAAACACAAUGACUUUGUGUCAUUGACUUAUUUUGAGUCAUGUUAGUCGAUACAGACAGAACACUCUGGGAUUUCUCCAUAAUAAAGGCUGUCCACGUUGUGUACCUGUGCUUGUUCUCAUGCUUGAACUGUACUGUGCCGAAGCACACCUUCCAAGCGUGCCAGGGCCGAGGUAGUGUACCAAAAUUGAGGACGGAUCGAGCACUCACACUAAUCAAACAAACUAAAUUUUAGGGGUGCUUGAGCACGGUAUUGAUUGCCUAGUGUGAGUGCGCCCUCAAACACCUCUCUCUGUACCUUUCUGAAUGUAGGGACCAUUAUUAAAAAUAACAAAAUAUUACACUAAGAUCAGGAAAAUAGAUUGCACCCAUAUAUAAGAUGCUGAAAGAAUUAUCGGGUUAUCAGGGUCUCUCAGAGAAAAAUGCUUGAAGGCCUCGUCCCACGUGAUUAUUUCUAUGGCGUUCAGCAGAGUCCACAACCUGCAGCUGUGUAGCUCUUCUAGUAGCAUCUCAGGUUUCUACCAGGUUGAGUUUGUAAUCCUGCCUCCCCUCUCAGUACACAGUAACGUUGAUAGUUGUGAAGUACGAACCCACAGCUGCAGCUCCACAGAGGGUUCAGUGGCGGCCGCCACUUUUAAUUAGCUCGUUAUGCCCUCCAAGCCGUUCACGUGACUGAAAGCUACAAAUAUAAACUUUAGGUUAUUUACAUAACCCCGGUUCUCUGAGUAGCAUGAGUGAGUGUCUCACUAUGGGGAACACCUCCUGCGUGACCUCGUCAGAAGCUUAAUAACACUACGCCAGCCCUCAUUGGCUGACAAGGAUGACGCCUAUGUCUGGAGGGGAGGGGACCCUCCCCCUAUAUAAUAGGCAGGCAUAGCGUCAGCCGUCAUUCAAUAACCUCUUCUCGCUUCUCACAGAAGCCUUUUCGACACCUGUAUUAACUAAGCUAAGCUGAACUGUCAUAGGUAAUAAGCGAUAGAACAUCAGUCUUUGAUUUUGUGUUGUUAUUGUGUGAUAUUAGAAAUAUUAAACCGUUUACCAACAGAAGACAAACGUAUGGUUGUCUUGUUCUCUCUCUCGUGUUCUUUCAUGAACCAGCCAUAAACACACACUAGCAUGCUGUUUGUUAUGGAAACAACAGAAGCAUAUUUGUUCUCUCACAGCCGCUCUUGCAUCAAGAAAAUGCUAAAACACAAUGUCACAUGCCGUAGUGGUCUGUGUGUUUGUUUUGUUGUCCUCUCCCUGUCCGGUGCUCUGCAGGCUCAAACUCUCUGCUACAGCUGAUUGAGCUCACCUGAAGUCAGCGAUCAGGACCUGAAGCAUGCAGUGCCGAUUCUCGAGUCUGUUGGGGCCCUACUUUUUACAGCUAAUUCCUCUUAAUUUUUCUUCGGUGACUUUCAUUGACAAACUUUGGGCUUCACUGUAAUAAUGCAUGCGAGACAUAGCAGGGCAACAAGAGUGAGUGCUUUCAGAUGGGGCCCCUUUAGGGAGGUUUUCUACUGUCAUUGCAAAAUUUGGACAUUUUGGGCUGCUGCUUUGGUUUAGGUUUUUUUUAUUUUUUUUAUUUUACCAGGCAGAAUUGCUUGAGAUCAAAUGACCUCUUUUUCGAGCAAGGCCUGGCCAAAAGGUUUGUGAGCCCUCAGGGGCCCCCCUACUGGUCUGAGGCCCCAGGCUGUUGCCUGCCUUGCCUGUUGACAAGCAGCGCCUCUGGAGCAUGAAGAGCAGGAGAGAGGAGCCAGGGUGCAGGACCAGAAUCCAGAGGCCCUGUUUCAGACAGCAGGAUCUCAGUAGAUUUACCAUAAACUGUUUUCAGAGACUUUGCCUAAUCAUGUUGUCUUUUGUUUCUAAAGACACCAAGAAAAAGAAGACAAACAUUUCUUUAUCAUACAUUUAUUGAUUCUAUAAAGAUAAAUUCUUCAUCUGCAUAUUUGAUGAUAAAAACCCCACUUUAUUUUUUCCCCUUAAAUAUCAAGAGUGAACAGUUUUAAUGAGUAAAUCUGAUUUAAAAAAAUAGAUUAAAACUCGGAGUAUUGAGGCGUUAAAUAUGUUUGUGUAAUGUAGAAUGUAGCAUUCAGACCCCUGUUUAAUUUUCCUCUUUGUAUUAAGUUUUGAAAGUUUUGAAAGCGAUGAAUCAAUGUGUUUAAAACGUUUAUAUUUACAACAACAUGAAUACCGGAACAUAUAAAUAGUGAUGUGGCGCCGUAUCGUGGCACUGUGUGGGGAUGUAGCUCAGUGGUAGAGCGCAUGCUUCGCAUGUAUGAGGCCCCGGGUUCAAUCCCCGGCAUCUCCACUUUUUACCUCAAAGAUAUCCAUCUUCACUUUUUGAACUGCGAUCCAAUGAAUGUAUUUUACUGUCAAUGAAAACAUUAGUUCUUGAUUCUUUUUUAGUUUUGAUUACGUUGUUAUGAUAUAAAAAUGGUAAAAACCU